This is a messenger RNA of Achroia grisella, 1899 nucleotides long. It is a transcript of the gene OSCP1, whose product is annotated as protein OSCP1. Gene Ontology annotation, biological process: transport. The transcript is spliced from 2 exons. Bases 1 to 915 code for a protein of 304 amino acids. The record is from RefSeq and is a predicted model, not a curated record. Gene Ontology annotation, cellular component: cytoplasm; plasma membrane. NCBI's taxonomy places the organism in Eukaryota, Metazoa, Arthropoda, Insecta, Lepidoptera, Pyralidae.
AUGUCUCACUUUGCGACCCCUUUUAUUGUUGUUAAUUUAGGAUGUGAAAUGGUGUAUGUGAUCGAUCAAAGACUAAAGGCACAAAAUAUAGGGCCUGAUAAGUCCGAAAGAGUACUCACCGAUGUAUUAACCGUGUUACUACAUCCGAAACUCCUAGACGAGUUAUUUAUACCACAGCCGGUGGCAACGCACGUCGUUAUAAGGCAGCUCCUUCAAGACGUAUCAGCUACAUCCAUCAUGAAACUUGAUGAUUAUUCCAUGAAAAAGCUGUGGGAUCUAAUGACAAUGAUUGUAAAGUGGCAGCUUUCAGUAGCAACAAAUCAAAAUAUUUUUGACAUAACAAUGCGACAUUUAAAAAAUGUGGCCACACUAAUGCCACAAUAUUUCCCAAAAUGCAUUAUUGACCAAGCAAUGAAAAGAUUUCAAUCUUUAGCGCAACGAUUCACGGACGAUGAUUAUAAAUGUAUAGUGAAUACAUUAAUUUUGUGGUUUUCAGAAUAUCACACCAAAAUUUCGGUAUUGCUAAGAUUAGGUCUACAACGAAAAGACGGCACGUUCAAUUUGCCUUCUACUAUUAAUCCUAAAAUAUUACAAAAUUUGGGCGAAAACAUAUACAUAUAUGACAUAAAGAAGAAUCCAAUUGACGAAUAUGAAAGUAGAUGCACAGAUACAAAUGAAAUUAGUUGUCUUUUAGCUUCCAUGGAAAACGCUAAGCAUAAACAAAAUAUAGUAAAAAUCCAAUUACCUGUGGAAUUUGGUGGCAGGCAAUCUAGACAGCGUACUCUAGAAAUAUCUCGUGACACACAAUUUGAAUCGAUAGUGACUAGCAGAAAAGUAAUGACAACUGACCUCACUUUUAAUCCUAAUCUACCAAGCACACCACAAGAGGACCUUUUACAAAUGUUAGAAGAAUAAUACAAUAACAGACAAAGUCAAAUUUGCUAAUAUCUUCAUUACCCGCAAAUGUCAGACAGAAGAAUUGUGUAAAUUAAAAAACUUGAAUUAUAAAAAAAUACUUUAUUACAACUUGAAUUUCCUAUAAAUGUAUAGGAUAACAAACACAAAUUUUUAGAUACAAUUUAAUAUCAUAACUAUAAUCAGACUUUUAACUCGACAUUCUCGAGAUUUUAUUUGGUAAAAAUGUGUGUUUGUACAUUAUAACACAAAAACUACGAAAUUUGAUAAGUACCUACAUAUACUAAUGAAUGAAAAACAAUGGAUGCGCAAGAAUGAAUACUAACUAAGCUUGUGUUAAUACCAUACACAUUAAAUUUGGUACAGUCAAAUCAAUUAUAUAUUGGCAGUAAUUACUAAAUUGUCAUUUAAAGUUAUCAAUUAACAGCCGCUGACUGUACCCAUUUUAUACCAACUACCAAUACACAAUCUGUAUUGUAGGUAUUCAAUUAACAUAUUGUACACUGUAUAUUACCUAAAUUGAUAAAAACAAAAAUUGGAAUAAAUGCUUGAUUUCUGCUGAUUUUUUAGUUUUCUUAGUUACAAAAAUUAUUGUUAAGAUUCCAUUUCAAUUAUCACAAAAAAAAAUACAUUAAUAGUUGGUAUACCUUUAAAUAUUUAUGAAAAACCAUUGUAACCUUUGGCCGGGUGCAACAAUAUACAUAAUGUUAUGAUCUGGCACAAAGUAGGCUUACAAUUAAAGAAAACAAAAUUCCAUUUCAAAUUAAGAGAAUCUGUAAAAUCACAUUAUUCUAAAUAUACGAAUUUAUUCCUAGUUUGUAUUCGAACAUGCCUACAUAAUACACACAUGGCUUCUGGCAUUUUUGUCUACUAAUAAGAAAUUAAUCAAUCUCAGAAACGAUACAAAUUAGCAACAAAUUCCACAAUAAAAUUCAACCCGUGCCCAGGACAUUUGUAAGCUUCAAAAUAACACAUAUUAUGUAC